Phlebotomus papatasi is the source of this 1602-nucleotide messenger RNA. RefSeq names its product SPARC (gene SPARC). Bases 493 to 1413 code for a protein of 306 amino acids. NCBI's taxonomy places the organism in Eukaryota, Metazoa, Arthropoda, Insecta, Diptera, Psychodidae. The record is from RefSeq and is a predicted model, not a curated record. The transcript has 5 exons. Gene Ontology annotation, biological process: anatomical structure development. Gene Ontology annotation, molecular function: protein binding; collagen binding; calcium ion binding.
UGGAUGUAUGUGCAAUAUAUAUAAUACUUUGUGAUCUUGAGAGAGAAAUCCGAGAGAGAGAGUAAGAAUAGAAUCGUGUGCAUUUUCCAUGGGAAAUUGCAAAUGUAUUUGAGAAAUUGCAAAUACCAAUACUCCUUCGGGAAUCUCCAAGAGAUUUAUAUUCGCAUAAAAUGCUCAAAAUGUUGCUCUAUUGGCGCGUUUCAUCCACCACAAACUCACACAUGUUCCCAAAUGCUUUUUGGCGCUUUUUUUCCUGCUCCCCUUUUCAUGCCAUCCUCCUCUAGCUCGUGCUCAGUCUCUUUUCACAUCAUCUGCCCAAGAUUUGGAGCAAUCAUCAGACGAGAACAUUCAGUUUCUCCCGAGAUUCUGUUCAAGACACAUCACAAAAGACAACAUAGAAAGUGAAUUUUCUGGAUUUUUUUUUCUCACUUCCUGUGAACACUAAAAAGAAAACGCUUUUCUUUGGUCUAUUUUCUACUGAGGUUGAAUAGAAUGGGGAAAAUGGAUCGAAUUUUCCUUCUACUGGCCGCUUUUAUGGUAAUCCUCAAUGGAUUUGCUCUCGCAAAGGAUAGUCAUGAUUUCUUGGAUGAGCUGUCUUCCGAUGAGAUGCUGGACAUCGAUGAGGAAUUACUGAGAACUCUCGAGCAAGAUCUUCAUUUGAAAGAUGUUGCGCGGGAAAAUGAAUUGGCUGCCAGGGAAGCUGAAUUGGCUGCUGCCAAUCCAGAUGCUACACCGCAGUUGUCAGAUCCCUGCACCAAGGUUCACUGUGGAGCUGGAAGAAUCUGCCAGGCUGAUGGUCAGACCGCAGCAUGUGUCUGUGUUCCGGAGUGUCCUGAUGAAGUAGAUCCAAGGCGCAAGGUUUGCACCAACAAAAAUGAAACAUGGCCCUCGGACUGCGAGGUUUAUCGGCAGAGGUGCCUCUGUGACACGAAGGAUCCUGCAUGCAUGGGCAAGGAGUUCCGUCACAUUCACAUUGAUUACUACGGAGAAUGCCGAGAUAUGCCGGAAUGCACUGAGGAAGAAAUGAACGAUUUUCCGCGACGCAUGAGAGAUUGGCUGUUCAACGUGAUGCGCGAUUUGGCGGAGCGUCAGGAGCUCAAUGAGCACUAUCAGAAGAUGGAAAUGGAGGCUGAGACGAAUCUCACGAAGCGCUGGGCUAAUGCAGCCGUGUGGAAAUGGUGUGACCUCGAUAGUUCCCACGAUCGCAGUGUCUCCAUUCACGAGCUAUUUCCCAUCAGAGCACCACUCAUGUCCCUGGAACACUGUAUUGCCCCCUUCCUGGAGUCCUGUGAUCCCAAUGGAGACCACAGAAUCACUCUGGAAGAGUGGGGCAAGUGUCUGGAGAUUGAGGAGGGCGAAAUGAUUGAGCAAUGUGCAGAUAUUGCUGCUGAGACCCAUGCAAAUGUGGCCUAGAUUCCCGCCAAAAAUUAAAGAGACGCCCUUUCGAGCAAGUUGGGUGUUAGCUAUUGAAAGUUUCACGAAAUUUUAAAAAUCACCAUGAAAUUUUGUGUUUUGUUCCAGAGUAACAUGAUAUUAACAAUAUAUGCUUUGGAAUUGUCAAUAUUUCAAUUAAAUCUAAUAAAAUAGAGAUUUUCAAUGUGA